GAAUAAUCAGCACGAGCACGUUGCGCACUUUGAAAGAGUGUUGUGUGUGUUUUGUUUAUAAACUUGUAGCAAUAUUAUAGAAUCUGCAAAAUGACCAAGACAGCGCCAAAGGGGCGCAAUAAGCCGCCAGCACGUUAUUUUGAUAGUGCCACUGAUAAAUCGGACGAUGUGAAGCACAUAAAACUCAAGCGCAAGAAACAACAAAAUUUCACGGGAGAUUUUGUGAAGAUGCAGGCGCACUACAAAUUAAAGAAACCGCACAACGAGAAGCGCAAUGCGGACAAGAAGAAGACUGAGGUUGACAGGGUGCAGAAGCAGAAGAUACCACAGGAAGUGUUGGAUAAGUAUUCGCGUGGUGAUGGCGUUGAUUCGCGCGGCGUCAAGACGCGUCACUUCAAGGAACAGCAGGAGCGCAAGGAAGUCUAUUUGGAAUAUGCCACCGAGCAGGCGGCACGCACAGAGCUCCUGUUGCAGGAGACACCCGGACAGCUGGAGGCGGACGAGGAGGAGACCACAGCCAUGUAUCGUCAGUCGGAAAUUGUGGCCAAUGUGGAUUUACAAUCGGCAUCCAAACAUUUUGAUUUGAAACUGGAUUUUGGACCAUACAAGAUGCGGUAUACGAAAAAUGGCAGGCAUCUGUUGCUGGGUGGGCGGCGUGGUCAUGUCGCCGCCUUCGACUGGGUGACCAAGAAGCUGCACUGUGAGUUCAAUGUGAUGGAGAGCAUCGCGGAUGUGCAGUGGCUGCAUGUGCCCACCAUGUAUGCGGUGGCCCAAAAGGAAUGGGUCUAUUUCUAUGACAACAAGGGCACCGAGCUGCACUGCGUCAAGCGUUUGAACCGUGUCAAUUGCCUCGACUUUUUACCCUAUCAUUUUCUACUCGCCGCCGGCAACAAUGCGGGCUAUGCCUCCUGGCUGGAUGUGUCCAUGGGUGAGCUGGUUGGCAACUUUAAUACGGGACUGGGUGACAUUCGGCUGAUGCGUCACAAUCCCGGCAAUGGUGUGCUGUGCAUUGGCGGCGGCAAGGGUGUCGUCUCCAUGUGGUCACCCAAGGUGCGUGAACCAUUGGUUAAAUUGCUCGCCCAUUCCACGGCGAUGACUGCGUUGUCUGUGGAUCCCAAGGGACUGCAUCUGGUGACCGCUGGCUUGGAUCGGGCCGUCAAGGUGUGGGACAUACGCAAUCUGAAUGACAAACCGCUGGCAAUCUUCCGCCUCCGGCUGCCCGCCAAUGAGCUGGAGAUAUCGCAACGGGGAAUGUUGGCGUUAUCCCAGGGCAACUACCUGGAGACCUAUACGAAUGUGAUCAGCGGCGGCGGCACCGGCAACCGGAAUAAUCUUCCCUAUCUCCGACAGCGUUGCGAUGCCUUUGUCCAUGGCAUGCGCUUCUGUCCCUUUGAGGAUAUCCUGGGCAUAUCCACAGCAAAUGGUUUUCAAUCUCUGCUGAUGCCAGGCGCUGGCGAACCCAACUACGAUGCCCUCGAGGAUAAUCCGUAUGAGACGAGGAAACAGAGACGUGAGCACGAAGUGCAUGCAUUGCUCGAGAAGAUUCCACCCGAAUUGAUCACAUUGGAUCCACAUGAGAUCACCGGCGUGGAUGCGCCCACGCUGCAGGAGAAGGUCGAUGCUAAGCGGCAGCUGUUCCACUUGAAACCGCCACGAAUCAACAUGAAUCCCCGGCACAAGAUGAAGGGACGCGGUGGCAGUGUCAAGGCGGCACGCAACAAGCAAAUCGUCAAGGAUCUGCAGCGCAAGGAGUUCAUCUCGGAGAUUCGCAAAGCCAAGAGUAGCGUUAUCGCUGCCCACAAGCAACGUGGUCGAGAUCAGGACAGGCACGAGGGGGCGGAAGAUUCGUCUUUGUCUGGGCCCAAGCAGAAAAAAGAAAAACCUGUGCGCUCCGUUCUGGAUCGCUUCAAACCGAAGCCCGUCAAGAAGCCCAAGAAAUAGUUGUUGCUUUUAUACCUAAAUAUAUAUAAUAUUAUAAUAAAUGAUUACUUUUUUUUAGAGUUAUACAAGUUGAAAAAAAAAAAAAAAAAUUACCAGCUAGGAUUUUCAGCAGAAUAUCAAACCGCAACAAAUAUGGGUUCCGGUUUUAGUUCAAGUACGUCUCGAAACAACUAUUUUGGCAAAAGGUUCUUUCUCAGUUUUAUUCUUUCGAUUCCGGUAUCAGUACGGGUACAACAAAUCAAUGUUAAAACAUUUUAAAUUGUUUAAGUGUUGUUUAAACUAAUUAUGACAUACGAAGUUGGUUGAGGGCAAGUUUUUCGAUGUAUCCUUCAUUUUUAUCCAAGAGAUAUUUUAAAAUUGUA
Molecule: messenger RNA, 2303 nt
Organism: Drosophila innubila
Lineage: Eukaryota; Metazoa; Arthropoda; Insecta; Diptera; Drosophilidae
Product: WD repeat-containing protein 46
Exons: 2
Coding region: 91-1941 (616 amino acids)
Biological process (GO): maturation of SSU-rRNA from tricistronic rRNA transcript (SSU-rRNA, 5.8S rRNA, LSU-rRNA)
Cellular component (GO): nucleolus; 90S preribosome; small-subunit processome
Molecular function (GO): protein binding
Source: RefSeq, a predicted model, not a curated record